Messenger RNA from Cinara cedri, 3278 nucleotides. NCBI's taxonomy places the organism in Eukaryota, Metazoa, Arthropoda, Insecta, Hemiptera, Aphididae. The record is from the annotation of a GenBank genome assembly.
AUGUGGGGCUUAUCUUCUGUCCACUCCGUGAAAUUAGCGGACGCGGGGCCAGCACCAAAAUCCGCUGUAGUAUCAAAAUUUAGUGCUGAAUUAGUGCUGGUGAACGGUACCAUUUUCAAAAUAAGUGCUUAAUUUUCCAACGAGAUAUGGAGUUUUCCGAAAUUGUCCACAUUGUGGACGCAGUGCGUUUUUUAAACUAAUGAACUAGACAACAUAAAUGUCGCCUAGUGAAAAUAUGUUGUCAUCUAGUUGAUUGUACUCGUAUUUGUAAAGACUGGGUGAUAAACAACAAUAAAUUAUCAUAAGAAGUCAUAGGACAACUUUGUACAUAACUUUUUUCUGAACAGAGAACUAAUUUUGCCAAAGAGGUACCGUUGGCCAGCACUAAUUUAGCACUAAAUUUCAAUGAAACGAUGUACUUUAGUGCUAGUAGUGCGUUUUCUGUGAAGACUUUCGGAAAAGCCAAUAUCUCGUUGGAAAAUAAAACACUAAUUUUAAAAAUUGUAUCGUUCAUAUACGUAAUAUAUAUUCAUAUACAAAUAAUAUCGUAUUAAUUCAGCAUUAAAUUUUGGUACUACUACGGAUGUUGGUGCAUGUACUGCGUCCGCUAUACGUAAAGUUAGCGGACGAAAAGUAAGCCUCUGUGUAAAUUUUUUCCGGGCAGAAUACUAAUUUUGAAAAUAUUACCGUUCGCCUGCACUAAAUAUUGGUGUUAGAAAGAAAAUUAGUGCCCAAUGUCCGUUCCCUAACUUCACGAACCUGGACGGAAAGUGCACGGCGCCGAAUUAUUCGAUAGUUAUUGGUCAUUGCCACCCAUCUCUAUCAGAAUGAUAGAUAGAAUGAAUCGAAUGAUUUAGUUUUCUAGAAUUUAUGGUUUUUGUGAUUUCAUUCUUUUCAUUUAACACAAGACUGUAUUGUAAAUCGUAUCACGAAGCAUAAUGUUCGAAAUAAUAAAUGUUAUAAAUUUACCGAAGGCGGUGAAAUAAAAUUACCUAUACCAUUUUUAAUACCUAAUAAUAUUUACGAUAUUGCCAAAUUAAUAGUACCUAUAAUACUAUUGCCUACAUAUAUUUUUGAUGAGAGUGGAACAUUUUUAUUAGGUAUCAUGGUAUUUAUAUUAUACUUAUAUUUUAUUAAAAAUUUCUAAUAACCUCAAAAACGUCGUUAAAAUACCGGUUUGUAAUUAUUAUAUUAUACAGCAGCUAUAGAUACAUAGCUAUGCGCGACGAAUAAAGUAUUGAAGUUUAAUAAUAGUCAUGUAGUUUUGUUGCGGACAAAGAAAAUUAACUUAUAUUACUUGACCUAUUAAAAAGUUAAUUAUUUUUACGACAUUAAUAUAUAUAUAUAUUAUUUAUUUAGCCGGAGGGUUAACAGAGAAUCGCAAUUAAUUUUCAACCGUUAACUUUCAGUGAUAUAAUUUAAUUUAAUUCAACUUAUAAAAUAUAAUGUUUCAUUAACUUACUGGCGGCAGUCUUGCGAUUGUAACCUGCGUUGUUUAAUGAAGUUUCAAAAAUAUUUAAGAAUGUAUAUAUAUACAGGGUUACCUGAAUUAUACGCUACAGUAAUUUCCUCAUAUAAAUAUGCGAAAUAGAGAAAAACGUAUAUUGUAUAAUGAGCAAGUUGAACUAUUAUAAAUAGUAUAAUCUAAUAUUAUUUUUGGGCUUAACAUUUUUAGACACCGUUGUUUUGGGAAAGAUUUCGAGGUUUAAUUUUUGAAGUUUAAAUAAGAACAAGCAAUGUUUUAUUUUUUGAAAAUAUCACGUACAAAAUAUAGAUAUUACUUUUAAAUGAAUUUUAAUGGUUGAAAAACACGUACUCUGUAAAUAUAAAAAAAAAAUAAAAAAAAAAAUCAGAGGGUACAAUUUUUAAUUAUAGUUAUCAUUAUUGUUACACUAUUACAUUGUUACAUUAUUGGACGUAAUAGUUGCAUGAUUCUAUUAUUUAUAUCUAAUCAUUUUACUGAACAUUUUUCCUAAACAAAGUAUUUUCUUUAUGGGGAAAACCUUUAAUUUAUCUCGGAUACCAAAUACAUUAUUAUUGAUGGCCACCAAACAAACAAAAGUUAUACGUCCAACUUAAAUCAUAAUAACAUUAUAUAGGUCGGUAAAACAAAUUAUAAAUCCUACUUCAUAUUUUAAUAAUAUAAUAUAAUAAAUAAUAUAUGAAUAUACGAUUAAGUUUCGUUUUUUAUCACACACAUAAUUUACUCGUAAAAAAAAUAUACGUACGUAUAUGACUUUUAGCGACCAUAAAAAAAAUAUAUAUAUACACAGAUUAUAAUCCACUGGGUAAUAAAACUAAAUUUCAAAAAAUAAUAUUGCAUACUGCAGUGUUGUUUUAUGCGUAUUAUAGUAAAAUAUCAACUAUCCGUAUAAAAAAUAUUACAAUAAAUGUUUGCUGCGCGCGGAAAUGUCAAAGCGACAAAAAUAAAAGAUUUACUUUAUUUUAGAUUCUGAGUAAAGCGAGAAAUGUAUUAUUGUUUUACAAUGAUGUUUAUAUUUUAUUCUAUUUUUUUUCUGUGGGUACUUUUCUACCAAUUUCGUUCCGAUUUACAAUAAUAGUACUUUUUCUAAAAGGAAAUCGAUCUGGGGUGGUAAUUUUUCAAUUUUCCCAAGUUUCCCAGCAAAAGUGAAAAACCAGGGAAAACGUAGAAAAAACACCUGGAAAAUAUGUACAAUAUUAAACAAAUAUUAAAAUAAGUUUGUAUACAUACAUUUAUUGCAAAAGCUCUUCAAAUUAUUUACCAUUUUGUCUCAAACAAACAAGUACUUGUCUCCAGUUACUCCUAUCGUUACUCUCCGUAAUUUAAUAGAUGCCUGUAGAAUUCUCUUCCUUAGUCUGCUUCAGAGCUGAUUUUCUGAUACCAAACUCGUUCUUUGAGGUAUCCCCAAACAAAAAAAAAUCUAAAGGAUUUAGGUCUGAAGACCUUGGAGGUCACAAAAUUGUCUUCAAAAUGUACUACCUGGAUAGCUUGAGGACUUGCCUUUAGAAGUUAGGAUAUCGCAUGAUGUACUAACAUGAUUGGGCCCCACCAUAUUUCUCUUGAGUAGUGAGACAUCAAAUGAACGAGACAUUCACUUAUCGGAUCGGUAGAGGAGGCACGAUUCCUUGGCCUCAAAGGUCUCCAGACCUAAAUUCUUUACAUUUUCUUGUUUAGGGAUACCUCAAAGAACGAGUUUACCGUCAGAAAAUUAAUUCUGAAGCAGAACUAAGGGAGAGAAUUCUUCAGGCAACUAUUGAAUUUGCGGAGAGUGACGUCAGAAGUAACUGGGAGUUAA